Molecule: messenger RNA, 1272 nt
Organism: Rotaria socialis
Lineage: Eukaryota; Metazoa; Rotifera; Eurotatoria; Philodinida; Philodinidae
Source: the annotation of a GenBank genome assembly
AUGAGUGCAGAACUCGAUGAAGUUAUUCAGAUAAAUACUCCACUACUGAACGAUAUCACUCUACAUGAAAAUGAUCUGACUGAAGAAGCAAAAAAUCGGUUCAGCUAUCACAAAGACAUUUUAGAAGCUUUCGAAUUAUGUCGUCGUACUAUACUUGAGAACUACCUGUUGACAAAAGUUGGUCGUCACUUGCUCUUACGUCGCAUCGUUAAAUUGCAUGCAGAUUGCAAGCGAGUACUCAAUUAUGUGGCAGCAAAUACUGAAAUUCUUAAUCAUGAUUUGCCAACUACCGGUCCAUUAGUGAUAUGUGGUCUUCCACGCACAGGCUCGACAUUACUUCACAAUUUACUUGCCUGUGAUCCUAAUUGUCGUGCUCCGCUAUUGACGGACAUGUGCAUCGAGUGCGCUCCACCUAUUCCACGUUCAAAUACAAUUGAGCACGAGCGACGAAUGCUUGCUACAAUAGAUGAGACACAACUCUGCGAACAGCUAGUGGGUCGUAAACAUGUGACAGUCGAGUCUCAUCCAAAGUUUAUUAUUGAAGAAGAUUAUAAUGUUUUACAACAGACUGGUGUUGUUAUCACACUAGUAUAUCUUAGUGCUCUUACUCAGACAGAAAUUGGUAAAUGGAUAUAUGAUGAAAAAAAUAAAACAUUCACAUAUGACUAUCAGAAGACAUUUUUACGCAUGUUAAAUAUUGCAGAUGCUCCGAAGUCUCAUUGGGUAUUAAAAUCCCCAGAACACUCUCUUUAUCUUGAUUUGCUUUUCGCUCAAUACCCAGAUGCAGCUGUUAUUAUGACACAUCGACGUUUGGAUGAGGUUCUGCCAUCGUUUUGUCGUAUGUCAUGGAUAUUUGACAAUAUUUACUUUCACAAAGACGAUUCUCUAGCUCGUGCGACAUCGGCCACACGGGCUAUUCAACACAUUGAUAAGAUGAUCGAACGGAUCGUCGAAUAUCGUACUCGGUCGUUCCACUCGCACAGUACACCACACAAGACCAUCUUUGAUGUUGAUUACAAUGAUUUAGCGGAACAACCAAUAGCCACUGUGCGCCGAAUAUACGAUCAUUUCAACCUUUCGUGGUCAGAAGAAUUCGAAAAGGCCAUGAACGCUUGGCUUCGGGCUAAUCCUCAAGGCAAACAAGGCCGUCAUAGAUAUAGUCUUGAUGAGUACGGUCUCACAAUUGAAGAAAUCGAAACACGCUAUGCUGAUUAUAACAGGUUGUUUCUUCGCUCGUGUCAACCACUUCAAACUGCAUUCAUUAGCGAUUAG